Hemibagrus wyckioides is the source of this 4580-nucleotide messenger RNA. RefSeq names its product glutaminase 2b (liver, mitochondrial) (gene gls2b). Gene Ontology annotation, biological process: L-glutamine catabolic process. Gene Ontology annotation, molecular function: glutaminase activity; protein binding. The transcript has 19 exons. Bases 240 to 2042 code for a protein of 600 amino acids. The record is from RefSeq and is a predicted model, not a curated record. NCBI's taxonomy places the organism in Eukaryota, Metazoa, Chordata, Actinopteri, Siluriformes, Bagridae.
CGCUGCAGGUCAAUACUGACCCGACUAUUCACACAGAAUUGAUCUGCACACGUAAUAACCAAACAACUUUUUUGGGCAAGCAUACAUACAGGACCGUCACAGAGAGGCGUUUCACACAGCCGCUGCUGCUGCUGAGUGCCGCACGCGCGCUCGACUCUUCCGGCGCGAGACUCUUCUGAAAAGUACACAGACUGUUGACACACUGUGUUUAAUCUUCGCCUGUUUGGAUUUGGAGGUUGAUGAUGAUGAUGAUGAUGAUGUGCUGUCUGAGGCGGAUUGAUGCCGGAAUGGUGGAGUGUUUUGUGGAAAAUGUCGCUAAAAACGGCGCACUGGGCUUGUACCGCGACAGCGCGCGCCGAGUCUCUCAGCCGAGGCGGUGUUUCAGUCACAGUGCUUCACAGCUUUACCUCAGCAGACCAACUACUGAUACCACAGAGGGAGGUAGGACAGGGGAAGGUCUCUUCUCAGGACUGGAGGAUUUGCUGUUCCACACCAUAACUGAUGGACAGGACAGGAUCCCCAUCUCUCAUUUCAUCAGUGCUAUUAAAAGCACAGGUCUGCUCACAUCUGACCCCCGUCUGCGGGACUGCAUGGACAAACUGAGGCAAGCUGUCCGAGAAUCCAAUGGUGACGGCAUGAUGGAUCACAAACUGUUCCGCAGGUGUGUCGGCGGAAACAUUGUCUUGCUCUCCCAAGCUUUCAGAAGGAAAUUUAUCAUUCCAGAGUUUGAGGCAUUUGUCAGUGUCAUAAAUCAGAUCUAUAACAGAGCUAAACAGCAGCAUGAAGGUCAAGUAGCAGACUACAUUCCACACCUUGCCAAGUUCAGUCCCAGUCUUUGGGGAAUUUCACUGUGCACAGUGGACGGUCAGAGGCACUCAACAGGUGACACCAAGGUGCCAUUUUGCCUGCAGUCAUGUGUGAAGCCACUGGAAUAUGCCGUUGCUGUGCACGAGCUUGGAACUGAUCACGUGCACCAUUAUGUAGGGAAAGAGCCCAGUGGGCUAAAGUUCAACAUGCUGUCCCUUGAUGACGAUGAUAAACCUCACAAUCCGAUGGUGAAUGCAGGAGCAAUUGUAAUCAGCUCACUCAUCAAGCCUGGAGCCAACAAAGCAGAAAAAUUUGACUAUGUGAUGGACUUUGUGAAGAAAAUGGCAGGCAAGGAAUAUGUAGGCUUCAGUAAUGCCACCUUUCAGUCAGAAAAGGAGACAGGAGACAGAAACUAUGCAAUCGGCUACUACCUGAAAGAGAAAAAGUGUUUUCCUCACGGUGCAGAUAUGAUUGAUGCUCUAGACUUUUACUUUCAGCUGUGCUCCAUCGAGGUGACAUGUGAGUCAGGCAGUGUGAUGGCGGCUACGCUGGCCAAUGGAGGAAUCUGUCCCAUCACAGGCGAGCGAGUACUGAGCUCUGAGGCUGUGAGAAACACGCUCAGCCUCAUGCACUCAUGCGGCAUGUAUGACUACUCUGGCUUCUUUGCCUUUCACGUGGGAUUGCCUGCUAAGUCGGGGGUGUCAGGAGCUGUGCUCUUAGUGGUGCCCAAUGUGAUGGGGGUCAUGUGCUGGUCACCACCUUUGGACAGACUGGGGAACAGUGUACGAGGCAUCCGCUUCUGUCAGGAACUGGUGUCCCACUUCAACUUCCACAAUUAUGACAAUCUGAGACACUUUGUUAAGAAACAGGAUCCACGUCGACAGUCCGGUGAUGAAAGGAACAAGUCUGUGGUCAACCUGAUGUUCGCAGCUCACAGUGGAGAUGUUUCGGCACUCAGGAGGUUUGCGUUGUCGUCUAUGGAUUUGGACCAGAAGGACUAUGACCAUCGUACAGCGCUUCAUGUCGCUGCGGCCGAAGGCCAUGUGGAGGUUGUGCAGUUUUUAACACAAACAUGCAAAGUGAACCCGUUUGUGAAGGACAGGUGGGGAAACAUUCCUCUGGAUGAUGCUCUACAGUCUGGUCAUGACAGCGUCGUGAAGAUUCUGCAGAACUAUCAUCAGGCCUGUGAGGUUUUCACAGACAAAGACAAACUUGACUCUGCUGCAUGGCAGUGAAUGAUUUUGAACUUAUUGUACAUUAUAGACGAGACAUUUGAUAGCUGAUAAGAAGUGGUAAAAGCUGCUCUCUCGUUUUAUUGACACCAGUGUGCUGAAGUCACAGAGUGUGUGUUUAAUCCUGCUGCUGCUUGGAUCUAUGGUAAUAGAUUGUGUGAGGAACUCUAAUUAGUUGAACACAGCAUGUAUGCAAACAUAUGUCUGACCAGGACAAAAGCUGGGUGUUGGGCUGUGACAAUACCCCCACUGUACUGCAAGGAAAUCUGUAAUAAUUACGACAAUUAGCGUUAUAUUAUGUCAUUAUAAGUCCCAUGAAUUAUUGCAUGCAUUUAAAGAACAGCAAUUAAGAGAAAUGAGGCUUUGUAAUAAUGCAAACAAGGAUAUAAUCCUCUCUGUAAAUAUAUCUUCGGAGGAUUUUUUUUUUCUUUGUAGAUUGAAGCAUAAAUGUACAACGUAGUCUCUUUUUAGCUAUUCUGACAAACAGAGCAGCUCCAUGAAGACACAUCGACAGUCUGAUUUUCUUUCCAGUUAAGCUUAAUCAGUAUCUUGAAAGCAAAUGUCACGUUUUGGUGUCAGAUAAAAUGGCUGUGCGUGCUGCAUUCUUUAUAGCACUAAGGAUGGCUGGAGCAUGUUCCCCCCCAACCACAGUGUCACACAGUGCCCUAUGUUGUUGUUAUGCUAUAUUAAAAUUAGGUUCUUCAUACGUUUAGCAAGCAGAAAUGCAUAGAAAAUUCUUAGGCUAGUGUUAAUAAAAUGACCCUUGUGCUACAGUAGAUAAAUAAGUGAUGAUGUACACGUGAAGACAAAUAUAUAAAGCUCUAUUUGUAUAUAAAUGCCAUAAGCUUGCCAAUUAAUGUAUUAGGGAAUAGAUCGAUCAAGGAGCAAGUUUUAAAGCUUCAGCCGUCCUUCUGUAAUGGUGACACUUGACACGUCAUGGCAGCUGUCACCUGUAGAUUUCGCAUUGUGUCUUGUGCUGUUUGGCUGAUUAAACAUGUUGAAUUGCUGUCAGAGGCCAGUGUUUACCGAGUGGUUGUUCAGCCGAGUGAAACAGUGCAGGAAAAGAUAUAUGACGUGAGCACAGCUAAGAAAAUAACACACUCAAAAGGGUGGAUAUUGAUGAUCUAACUGUUCCUUUUUUGUUUGGAGAAUGGUCAUAUCAUUUGUUUAGCUAUAUCUUGAAUACUGAGUGUAUAAACAUAAUGAGUGACUGGACUGGCAAAAAAAGAAAAAGGAUCAGUGACUUUAAAAGGUUUCGGUAUUAGGACUGUAUGGCGGGAGCUUCGGUCACAUACAUGGCUCAUCUGACUGUGUUUCAUUAGGAACGGGAAUUAUACACCGAUCAGGCAUAACAUUAUGAGCACUGACAGGUGAAGUGAAAUAACACUGAUGAUCUCCUCAUCAUGGCCCCUGUUAGUGGGUGGGAUAUAUUAGGCAGCAAGUGAACAUUAUGUCCUCAAAGUUGAUGUGUUAGAAGCAGAAAAAAUGGGCAAGCGUAAGGAUUUGAGCGAGUUUGACGAAGGGCCAAAUUGUGAUGGCUAGACGACUGGAUCAGAGCAUCUCCAAAACUGCAGCUCUUGUGGGGUGUUCCCAGUCUGCAGUGGUCAGUAUCUAUCAAAAGUGGUCCAAGGAAGGAACAGUGGUGAACCGGCGACAGGGUCAUGGACGGCCAAGGCUCAUUGAUGCGCUUGGGGAGCGAAGGCUGGCCCGUGUGAUCCGAUCCAACAGACGAGCUACUGUUGCUGAAGAAGUUAAUGCUGGUUCUGAUAGAAAUGGGUCAGAAUACACAGUGCAUGACAGGUCAGGGCUGUUUUAGCAGCAAAAGGGGAACCAACACAAUAUCAGGCAGGUGGUCAUAAUGUUAUGCCUGGUCAGUGUCAGAAAGAUAUCUGUAAAUAAAAUGGAAUUGAAGGAAAACAUUCGAUAACCACAAAUGCUCAAGAUAUGUAAGUGACUGAGAAUGUCAAAUUAGAACAUGAUGCUUUUAUUUCUCACUCAUUUUGUGUGUCAUUGCCCUAAGGUUGUGUCAGGAAGGUUGUGAGUUUACAUCCCUAGACUGUCUGAGUAUCAUUUGUAAGUCAGAUGGGAUGAAAGCAUCUGUCAGACAAAUGAACGCCAGAUUAGCUUUAGGGGGAAAGCUGCAGCAGUGACUGAACUGGUUAGAUCUCAUUUUACUCUUCUGAAUCUGCUACACCAUUUUAAUUUAUUUUUCUUUAGUUUUUCAGCCAUGAAAUGGAUUGGAUAUCACUGUGCUGUAUAUUACUGUAUAUAUUUGGCCUAAGGGCAUUAUUUUAUCAAAAUAAUCUCAAUAAUAUUUACAUUGGAAAAUUAUAGAAACGCUGACAUCUGUAAGUCUUUUUUUAUUUCUGUAGAAACGACUGAUCAUAGAUGAGUGACAGACGAAUUUAUAGGUGCUGUUCAUAUUCAAAACAAAACAAUCUGUGUUUGUUGCUUUGCUGCCUCUUUGGCUCUAUGUAUGAAAACAAGAUAUUGUAAGAAAAAUGCUGUACAAUAAAAUGUGUCCAUUAAAUAUGUUUAAUG